Nothobranchius furzeri (turquoise killifish) is the source of this 2374-nucleotide messenger RNA. The record is from RefSeq and is a predicted model, not a curated record. Lineage: Eukaryota; Metazoa; Chordata; Actinopteri; Cyprinodontiformes; Nothobranchiidae.
GGCGCGCGGGGAUACGUCAGGGAGCGCGGCCAAGCUGGAGCUGAGGAGAUCAGCCUGGAGCGGAUAGGAAGGUGGAACCCAAGUGAGCAGCGUCGUCUUUAUUAUCACUGAGAGGAAAACGCGCACAGAGGCGACGUUCACGCCGCGGAGCUUUAUUCUGGACGCACCAGCUAAUUACAGGAAUUAUCCUCUCUUCAUUCUUCUUUUUUAAAUACAAAUAUAUUUUUCUAUCCCUCUCUCCCCCUGUGAGUGCACCUUCACGUGGAAUUGACUGGAAGCGGUUGUCUAUCUGCAGGAUUUAAAAAUUAUUGCAACAGUUUUGAAAUCGUGAGGAUUUGUGUUCUUUAUGGGACCAGAGCUGACGGAGCGGCGUUGUUUUGGAUAAGAACACGUUGGGCAUCAUGAGUUCCAGUGGUUCAGCACGCACUGACAGGAGCUCUGAGUCAAUCCGGUGCCAACGAUGUCGAGAAGUCUGCAAAGGAGAAGUGGUUCGAGUGCAAGACACCCACUUUCAUGUCAAGUGCUUCACCUGCACGGUGUGUAGCUGUGAUUUGGCACGAUCAGGCUUCUUCCAGAAGAAGGGCGAGUACAUUUGCACGGCGGACUAUCAGCGUUUGUACGGCACACGCUGUGACCGCUGUGACAGCUUCAUCACGGGAGAGGUGGUUUCCGCUCUGAGACGCACGUACCACCCAAAGUGCUUUGUCUGCAGCAUCUGCAGUAAACCCUUUCCAAUCGGAGACAGGGUGACAUUCAGCGGAAAGGACUGCGUGUGCCAGCAGUGCUCCCACACCCUUGUCAAGCCAAAUGAACCCAUCAAAAUCCACGGGCCGAGCCACUGCGCUGGAUGUAGAGCGGAGAUCAAGCAGGGACAGUCUCUCCUGGCACUGGAGAGACAGUGGCAUGUCAGCUGCUUCAGGUGUCAGACCUGCAGCAUGGUCCUCACAGGAGAGUACAUCAGCAAGGACGGAGUGCCAUACUGUGAAGCGGAUUACCAUGCCCAGUUUGGGGUGAAAUGUGAGACCUGCAGCAGAUACAUAAGCGGACAGGUUCUGGAGGCAGGAGGGAAACACUACCAUCCAUCCUGUGCCCGAUGCUCCCGCUGUAACACCACGUUCAAGGAGGGAGAAGAAAUGUACCUGACAGGAUGCGAGGUGUGGCACCCUUUAUGCAAGCAGGCGGCGAGAGCAGAGCGGAGACUCAGACACAGACGCCUGUCGGAGACCUCCAUCUCCCCUCCGGGCUCCUCCAUAGGCUCUCCCAGUCGAGUUAUAUGUGCCAGAGUGGAGAAUAAGAUCCUAGAUUAUAAGGACCUAGCUGCUCUACCAAAGGUCAAGGCCAUAUACGAGGUCCAGCAGCCUGACCUCAUAUCCUCCUCCUACCAGCUGUUCCACAGAUACGCCUCUGAUGACAGACUAGACACUUACAGCUUUGGGGAGGUACUGCUGCCACACACUCUCAGCUAAACGCUUCUCUUUAGGAUGGAGGAAAUGUUUCUGGAGUUUAUCGCUGCCAGAAUCUGGUGUGUUAGUAGCCGAGUCAUCCCAAGCACAAGCUCUGAAUGCCUGCAGAUGUGCACUAGCGUGUGAUUUUUUUAUAAGUGUUUUAGUUUGUCAAAUGUAAACUGAUCUUAGUUGAAAACUGAAAGGUUCUGUGUGACGUGCACUCCUCCAAGAAAAACCCAGUUUGUGUUUUUCAUGUGUUACUAAAAUAAAAGUCAUUAAAAAGCAGUUUUGACAUUAAUUGUGCGUUAAAAUACUAUUCGCAGGAUUUGUGUGAAAAGUGCCUUAACUGGAGAAUAACCAGCUUUUCUCAUUUAGGUGUCUUUUCUACUGGAGAUUAAAACGUUUGCUCUUUUGUAAAUAAUCAGCCGUGUUCUUUCCAGCGGUGCUACGUGAGGCCAUGGCUGUUGCUGAUUCCUUCCUUUGGAAAAAGUUGAACCUUCUGUGAAUUUUUUAACCAAGAUUCACAUAAAAGUGAAUUUGAAUUGGCGACACCCAACCAAAUCGUUGUUUGUUAAAGCUGCCCUGACCGAACACCUCAUCUGGAAGAAGGGUUAGGAUUACUCUCCUAAACCGUGUGGAAAGGCUUUGAUAGAGAAGUCGAUGCGGUUAUAGCUGCAAGAGGUGGAUAAACUCCACAUUAAACCUUACCGACGCAGAGCGAGACACCAUUAGAGAUCAUGUCAAUGCAAAGACAACAGGUGUCCCAAUCAUUUUAGGACUACCAGAUGAAACUAAACCACCACCCUCAGGACGUUUGGUUUUCCUUUUAUUGACUCAUAACCAGGAGUAGGGAACCCUGGUCCUGGAGAGCCACUAUCCAGCACGUUUUAGAGGUCACCCUGCUUCAACAAAGUUCAGGCCUAGUCCAC